Rana temporaria (common frog) is the source of this 5029-nucleotide messenger RNA. RefSeq names its product AF4/FMR2 family member 2 (gene AFF2). Gene Ontology annotation, biological process: regulation of RNA splicing. The transcript is spliced from 21 exons. Gene Ontology annotation, cellular component: nucleus; nuclear speck. Gene Ontology annotation, molecular function: G-quadruplex RNA binding. The coding region runs from base 174 to 3899 and encodes 1241 amino acids. The record is from RefSeq and is a predicted model, not a curated record. Lineage: Eukaryota; Metazoa; Chordata; Amphibia; Anura; Ranidae.
CUCGCACUGUGAUGCUGCUGAGCCGCCGCCGCCGCUGAUGCCUCGUCCAGCCAGCCAGGCAGCCGGAGCUCUCCGCCUUGUGUGAGUGUAAAGCCGGUGCGGGGCGGACACUGUGCCAUCCCUGCACACUCCGCUCUGCCCUCACCCUGGCUGUGCCCUCACCCUUCACCGAUAUGGAUCUAUUCGACUUUUUCCGGGACUGGGACCUGGAUCAGCCAUGCCAUUAUGAACAAGAGCGGAAUGCACUGAAAAGGAAAGAAUGGGAGAGAAGAACCCAAGAAGUCCAACAGGAUGAAGAUCUCUUUGCCUCUGGGUUUAAUCUUUUUGGUGAGCCUUACAAGACAAAUAAAGGAGACGCUCUUGCAAACCGUGUCCAGAAUACCCUGGGAAAUUAUGAUGAGAUGAAAGACCUGUUGACCAAUCAUUCCAACCAGAGUCAUCUUGUAGGAAUCCCGAAGACUUCUGUCCCUCAAACACCAGUUGAAAAAAAUGAGCAAAGCUUCUUUCCAGAUCAGAGAAAUAGAGUGACACAAUGCCAUCAGAGUAAUAACCACUCAACGACAUCAAUGCCACCACCCUCAGGCUUGGCUCCAAUGUCCACAUUGGUACAUGACGGAACAAGAAAGGCAAGAAUGGAUUGGCCACAUGGUGGACAUAACUCUUCUUGUACACAAUCGAGCCAACCAAGUCGAUCAAAACACAGUUCAUCCCAUGAUUUAUCACAAAUUAGAUAUGAAGACCUUUAUAACUGCCAAAAUGAACAGCAUAAAAGUGUAAAUAUGGAGGAACCAGUGCCCGCAACUUCAUCAUCUCACUCAAGAAGACAUAACCACUCAAAAACAUUGAGUGGGGAACACACUUACAAAGAAACCACUCAUUCAAAGUCUCCAAUUGAUUUAGAACUUUUGGGACAUGGCUCUGUGUCUCCACUUCCUUCUACAUCCCUUCUUCUGGCAGGCAACAGUCUGUCUUCUCAAAACUUUCCCCCAGGACUUCACAGUAAAAGUAGCAUUAUGCAACAGAAGCCAACAGCCUAUGUCAGGCCAAUGGAUGGUCAGGACCAAGUACCUAAUGACUCGCCUGAAUUAAAACCACCAACAGAGACUGAAGAUGGAUUUAUCAACCAGUCUUUUGGAGCAAUACUGGAUGGAAAAAUCAGUGCACCGGUCAGCAAGAACAAACUGCCAAAGCUUAGCAUUCCCCAAACUGGUGAAGUCAGUCUUCCAAAUGAUCCAAGCUGUGUUGAAGAAAUCUUACGGGAAAUGACACAUUCAUGGCCUCCACCUCUGACAGCAAUCCACACCCCCUGUAAAACUGAGCAGUCAAAGUUUCCCAUUCCCAGCAAAGACUCUCAACAUCUGACCUCAGGAUACAGCAUUCAAAAACAUUGUGAUGUUACAAACAAACCUCCAGUGAAAUCCAUUCCACAGAAAUCCAUGCUUGAAGAUGACUUAAAGCUGAGCAGUGAUGAAGAAGACAGUGAACAGGCCAGCGAAAAGACAAAACAGCAGAGAAGCGUUCCAGUAAACGGCCUUCCCCUGCCAGUAGUUCAUAAUUCAAACUUGGUGAACUCCAGUGGAGUCUCUGGAAGUUCCAGUGAGUCCGAGACAAGCUCUGAAUCAGAUUCUGACAGCGAGAGCAGUUCUAGUGACAGUGAAUGUAAUGAAGAAAAUCGUAAUGUAACCCCAGAGCCCGAACCACCUUCCACAAACAAAUGGCAGCUGGAUAAGUGGUUAAAUAAAGUAAAUCCACACAAUAAAACAAUAAUUAACAACCACAAUGAUGUGCAUUCAGAAAACAACUCUGAGGCUCAAAACAACCAACAGAUUGAGGGAGACAAUAAGCGAGAACUUAACAAUAUUAUCCCUCAGCCUGAAUCUUUACCCAAAGAGAGGGAGUUGUUGAGUCCUGUAAGAGAAAAAAGCAAAACUAGAGUAACCCAAAAACCACAGGAGGCAAAAAGCUUAAAGCAGAAAUCACCAGCCCACAAUGAACCUACUACACAAAGGGCUGUUGCCAAGAAGCAACCAAAAAGGGUUGAAAGAACUUCCAGCGGUGAAGACUACACAUGGAACAAACCAAACCCCACCAGCAGCACUCCCAAAGAGAAGGACCUACGAGAAAACCAAGAGCCACCAAAAGCAAGGACAAAAACCACUGUUGCUAAAACAGCCCCACGAAAGGAACAAAGGACUAGUACUGGAAGUACAUCAGAAAAAAAGAAAGCUAGAGGGGCAAAUAAAAUUGUUCCUAAAUCAAGGGAAUUUAUUGAAACAGAUUCUGCAUCUGAUUCCAACACUGACCAUGAUGAAGUUAUGCAAGUCAAGGUAUCAACGACUGGGCCCAUUAAUCCAGUCAAGCCAAAGGACUGCAGCAGCAACAUCCUAAGUGUGAGCAGCUUAACAAGCAAUAGCAGCAGCAUAUCACUAGACCAAACACAUAAUGAUCUGGAGGAACCUUUUACACCACUGCCUAUUGUUCAGAGUGAACUGCUUUCACCUUUAAGAGAGAUUGAAGUGCUUAAGUCAUUAUGGGUAAAAAUAGAUCUCAGUCUUUUAUCCAGAAUACCAGGCCAUGAGACAUUUGAGAGUGAAGCUUUAAAGAAUGAAGUAAGAGACACAGGUUUUAAACAUAAGCCUCAAACACCAGCUUCAGCACCUGAGAAAAAUGCUACAAAAUCAAGAAGGAAGCACAAGCAAUCUGAAAGCAGUGACAUACAGAGUGACAGCAAGAAACAGCGUUUGGAUGACUCUAUCAUCCCCUGUCUGCUCCCUCCAUGCAUCUCUCCAAUUCCUAAUAGGACAACUGGCACUAAAGAAACGAAGAAAUCUGCCAAAAAAAGAGAAGAAAAAAUUGUCCCUCCUUUGUUGUCACCUUUGGGAGAUGAGCAAGUUCGCAGAUUACAUUCCAAUGACAACAGUUCUUUUAGUCAGGAGAGCAGUAUUGCAACUGAGCAGGUUCCUAUCACUUCCUCAAGACACAAAAAGAAUGGGAGCACAACAAACACUAAGGAAGAUGAGCACAGGAGACCACAAAGCAGUGGCAAUGAAACUAUCCCACAUCAUAUAGAGCCUGAUGUAUGGUCAUCAAUACCUGCAAUAAACAAUGGCAAUACUGAUUCUCAAAGAACGAAGAUAAUGUUUGAUGAAGCAUUACACAAUGCUGAUUAUUACAUGCAGGAAGCAAAAAGGCUGAAGCACAAAGCAGAUGCUUUGAUAGAAAAGUUUGGCAAAGCUGUGAAUUAUGCUGACGCUGCUCUCUCUUUCAUCGAGUGUGGCAAUGCUAUGGAGCGGGAUCCAUUAGAAGCAAAAUCUCCAUACACCAUGUACUCAGAGACUGUGGAACUCAUCAGGUAUGCAAUGAGAUUGAAGAAUUUCACAGGCUCAGCUGCCAAUGAAGGGGAGAAAAAGCUAGCUGUAUUAUGUUACCGAUGCCUAUCACUGCUCUACUUGAGAAUGUUUAAAUUAAAGAAGGACCAUGCUAUGAAAUAUUCCAGAUCGCUCAUGGAGUAUUUUAAGAACUCAUCCAAAUCUUCACAAGCGCCAUCUCCAUGGGGAGGCAAUGGGAAGAAUACAGAGACCCCUUCUCCAAUGUGUCCAUCUCCAGUAGGAUCGGCUGGGAACAGCAUAGUAGCCCCAGGCUCCUCUUCUACAGGCACAGUGUCUAUUCCACAGCGUAUUCACCACAUGGCUGCUAGUCAUGUAAAUAUCACCAACAAUGUAUUGCGUAGUUAUGAACACUGGGACAUGGCCGACAAGCUUGCAAGAGAAAAUAAAGAAUUCUUUCUUGAACUAGAUACGGUAAUGGAGCCCUUAACACAACACAGUACCAUGACCGACUUGGUGCGCUUUGUUCGACAAGGACUUCACUGGCUACGCAUUGAAGCGCAGUUAUUGUAGUGUCUACUCUUUUCAUCAUACAUUUCCUGGAUUCUACCUCUACCGGCAAAAAGACAGUCGCUGGUGGAAAUACACUCAUGUACCGUAAUUUCAGCUUUUUAUAUUAUGUCUCUUGGAAGUGGAUUUUAACAUCAUUGGGAAUUCAUAUCACACCGUAGCAUUAAUUGAUUUAACCAUUAAUUUUCAAAUCUUAUGCCUUUCCACCUAUUGGAUCUCCGUACCUAUGUGCUUUAUAAAGCAGUAUAUGUUUAAAAAAUAUUGUUUUAGUCUUCACUGCCUUUACUUUAGAAUGUGAUGCACUUUGUGAAGAUUUGGAACAAAACCUUUUAGGUACAUAAGUGUUUUGUGAAAUCACUUUAAUUCAGAAAAUUGGAUCUUGAGUAUUACAUUUGCAGAAAAGUUAUUUGCCAUAAAAAAAUAAUUUAAACAAGUACCAAUUAAGCCCCAUAAUAUAAAAUCUACACUAUAUAUUUAAUACCGCUGAAAGACAAGAGAUCAGUCAGUAUUACAAUAAAGCCAUUUGGCCAGAAUAACCAUGUUUACUAUGGUAGAACUCACUGAACCAAAACCAACUGGAACAGUUUGCUGUUUAAAUGAUUUCAAAUGUGUUGUUUUUGUAUUCAUUUAAUUCAUAUUCAUUUUGUUGUACUGCCCAUUUCUUCAUCUAUUUGAAAACUUGCUUUGGAAAUAAUAAAUAAUAUUUUAUAUUAUAAAACCAACAAAACAGAAAUUAUAGGUGUAAACUGGAUUUUCACAUCAUUUUAACAGUUUCCAUCAAUAAGGUACAGCGAUGUGCAAAUUUAGUAGCCUGCAGCAACCGGUUUGUCUGCAUAAAGUUGCAGUCAUUCAAACUUUGUUGUAAUCCAUAAUCACUAAUCAUAAAUAAUGUACAAUAUCACUGCCUACAACAAAGUGCUGAAAAAUCAAACCCUAAUGGCUGCUGUGGGUUACUGAGCAUCAUUGUUCUUUCCACAAUGCAACAAAUUAAAGGCCAUAGUAUUAACCAUUGUAUUAAAUAAGUGUGAUGCUCUUGGAAUGGAUUAUAUUGGUAACUCAAAUGGUAUAAUGAAAAGGAUACCUCUAAGGGACAAUGUACUAUUACUUUUCAAGAAUCAUUCUUUGCAUUGUAA